Messenger RNA from Tachyglossus aculeatus (Australian echidna), 1447 nucleotides. It is a transcript of the gene RAMAC, whose product is annotated as RNA guanine-7 methyltransferase activating subunit. Bases 127 to 525 code for a protein of 132 amino acids. The record is from RefSeq and is a predicted model, not a curated record. Gene Ontology annotation, biological process: RNA 5'-cap (guanine-N7)-methylation. Gene Ontology annotation, molecular function: RNA binding. NCBI's taxonomy places the organism in Eukaryota, Metazoa, Chordata, Mammalia, Monotremata, Tachyglossidae. The transcript has 4 exons.
UCCGGGAGGGAGAGCGAGCCGUUAGGCCUCGGGCGGAGCGCGACGCCCUGACGAGGACUGUCCCGUGUCCGGUAAAUAGAAGCUAAGCGAACUUCAACCCACCGACCCCCUGUGAGCUUUUUCAGGAUGACUGACACCCCCGAUGCCCUCUCCAAUUACGAGGAGAUGUUUGCCAACCGGUUCUCCGAAGAAGAUACAGAGUAUCAAGAAUACUUGAAACGCCCAGCGGAAUCGCCUCCUAUAAUUGAAGAGUGGAACAGCAGAGCCGGCGGGAACCAAAGGCCCAGAGGCAACCGGUUGCCGGAAAACCGACCGUUCCGCGGUCGGGACAACAGGCGCGGCUGGGCCAGUGACAAUCGACCGAACCAGUGGCAGGGCAGGCCCUGGGGCAACAACUACCAGCAGCACCACAGGCAGGAACCCUACUACCACCCCCACCCCCACCCCCAUCCCCACCCCCACCCCCACCCCCACCAGUACGGCCACUACGGCUACAACCAGCGGCACCCCUACGGCUACUACUAACACCGCCGGCCGCCCAGCGUCUCCUCCGCCGCGGCAAAGCUUGUGGGCGUCUUCUGUUGGUUUUUCCUGUUCUGUACAUAGUCUUGGUUGGGGGUGGGGGGUGGGCAGCUCAACCCGGGGUGGCCGGGACAGGUGCGAGGGGGCGGGGAACACGUCCGGCGGCCGGACCGGACCGUCCAACCUCCCCCUCCGGGCCAUCGCCGUCGGGCAACUCCCCACGGGGGCUUUUACCUUUUGGGGGAGGGUUUGUUUUCUUUCCACAUCCACUUCGUCACCAGGUGCGAGUCACAGGCGGCCGCGACCGGGUAGGAACCGGGGGAGAGGGUCGGCUCUCCCCCCACCGCCCCUCAGAUUUGGGGCGGCGGUGAUUUUCUCACAUUUCAGCGGGUUUCCGCAGCCAUCCCGUCCGACGUUUAACCCGGGUAGCCACAGGUAAUCCGGACCUACCGCCCUCCGCUCGGUUCCGGCUCCGGAAACGGUAGCUCCUGCUGCCUGCCGACAUUCCACCUUCCCAAGAAUCAAUUAGGGCUAGCCAGGAUGAAGAUGUGAAAUCCGGAUGCUGGGUUGUUUAGUGAUGGAGAUUUAAGUGUUUCUUCGUGGGUUCUGAUCUGUUUCUUUGGCAUAGGACAUGGAGGGUCUGGGGGCAUUUUCUUCUAAGAACACAAGACUUCCUGCUAACUUCAAAAUGACAAAAGCCUGCUACAGAGGGGAUCAAAGUUAGAUGUAAUGCCGUACAAGUUCUAUCUCAGCCUCUGUUGUAUGUUCUGACCUUCUUCCUUCUAGUAUGUAAAAUUUAAUUCAGUAUUUUGGCUUGUCCUCUAUUUUUGUAGCGAUGAUAACUUAGAUCUAUUUUACGUUACUCAUUUUAUUCAUCUACCCAGUAGCAUAGACUGUUCUCUUUCAAUAAACACAGUAGUCGCAC